Molecule: messenger RNA, 3256 nt
Organism: Arabidopsis lyrata subsp. lyrata
Lineage: Eukaryota; Viridiplantae; Streptophyta; Magnoliopsida; Brassicales; Brassicaceae
Product: kinesin-like protein KIN-7C, mitochondrial
Exons: 23
Coding region: 228-2900 (890 amino acids)
Biological process (GO): microtubule-based movement
Molecular function (GO): microtubule binding; ATP binding; microtubule motor activity
Source: RefSeq, a predicted model, not a curated record
AUUCAUAUAUAGAAUUGUUUUGUAACCAAUUAGGUAGCAGUACUUUAAUAUCUGAGGCUAUUUUCGUCAGACUAAUUAUGGUUUUUUUUUUGGAGGGAGUGGGAACAAAAAAAUCGAUACAUGAAUGACGUGACCUCCAUUGAUUUCGGCGAACGAGCUUCUUCCCUCUCUCCCUCUCACAGUAACUGUCUCUUGGAACCAUUCCUCUUUCACUAGUACCUUCAACAAUGUCUGCUACUAGGUCACAGAGAUCAUCCACGAUCUCGCCGGCUCGUCCUCGUAGAUCGCCGGCGACUAUUCCGAUGAAACGUCCCGAAACUCCUUCUUCCUCUCACUUUUCUGCCUCUCCGGCUACUUCUUCUAGUCCAUUAUUACGUUCUAGUCCUAGUCCGUCUACUUCCUCCGCCGCCGCCUCUGGUACGGUUGUUGCUUCCACGAAACUGAAGGAGAAUAUUACAGUCACGAUUCGGUUUCGUCCUCUCAGUCCACGAGAGGUCAAUAAUGGAGAUGAGAUUGCCUGGUAUGCAGAUGGAGACUAUACUAUUAGGAAUGAGUACAAUCCAGCUCUUUGUUAUGGAUUUGAUAGGGUAUUUGGUCCACCAACCACUACUCGGCGUGUUUAUGAUAUUGCUGCUCAACAAGUUGUUAGUGGGGCAAUGUCAGGGAUUAAUGGUACUGUGUUUGCUUAUGGAGUUACUAGCAGUGGGAAGACUCAUACAAUGCAUGGGGAGCAAAGGUCACCUGGGAUAAUUCCGUUGGCGGUAAAGGAUGUAUUUAGCAUUAUUCAGGAGACACCAGAACGGGAAUUUCUUCUUCGUGUUUCGUAUCUAGAGAUAUACAAUGAGGUCAUCAAUGACUUACUAGAUCCAACAGGGCAGAAUCUAAGAAUACGAGAGGAUUCUCAGGGAACAUAUGUUGAAGGUAUAAAAGAUGAGGUUGUCUUAUCCCCUGCCCAUGCUCUAUCCCUAAUAGCAUCUGGAGAAGAACACAGGCAUGUUGGUUCAAAUAAUGUCAAUCUUUUUAGCAGUCGGAGCCACACAAUGUUCACCUUGACUAUAGAAAGCAGUCCACAUGGAAAAGGAGAUGACGGCGAAGAUGUUACUCUCUCACAAUUGCACCUUAUUGAUCUUGCUGGAUCUGAAAGUUCUAAAACUGAAAUAACUGGACAGCGGAGAAAAGAGGGAUCUUCCAUCAAUAAAAGUUUACUCACUUUAGGCACUGUUAUAUCUAAACUAACAGACACCAAGGCAGCUCAUAUACCCUACAGGGAUUCUAAACUUACGCGUCUCUUGCAGUCAACACUAAGUGGUCAUGGACGUGUAUCACUUAUCUGCACUAUCACACCUGCAUCCAGCACAAGUGAAGAAACGCACAACACACUAAAAUUCGCUCAGAGGUGCAAGCAUGUUGAAAUCAAAGCUUCACGAAAUAAGAUUAUGGAUGAAAAGUCCCUUAUAAAAAAGUAUCAGAAAGAAAUAUCGUGUUUGCAAGAGGAACUUACACAAUUGAGGCGCGGAAACCAAGAAGAUUUGGCUGAUCGAAAACUUCAGGUUAAACUUCAGUCAAGGUUGGAGGAGGAUGAAGAAGCCAAAGCAGCUCUGAUGGGAAGAAUUCAGCGAUUGACAAAAUUAAUCUUGGUUUCAACAAAAAGUUCACUCCAAGCUGCUUCUGUAAAACCUGACCAUAUAUGGAGGCAAGCUUUUGGAGAGGAUGAGCUAGCAUACUUGCCCGAUAGAAGACGGGAGAACAUGGCUGAUGAUGGUGCUGUAAGCACAGUUUCUGAACAUUUGAAGGAGCCGAGAGAUGGAAAUAGUAGUCUGGACGAGAUGACAAAGGACAGGAAGAGGAACAAGACUCGUGGAAUGCUUGGCUGGCUAAAACUGAAAAAAUCUGAUGGUGUGGCCGGGACAUUACCGACUGAUGGUAACCAGAGCCAAGCAAGUGGAUCUCCUUCAUCUUCUUCUAAGUGUGCACAAACAAAAACAACCAGAAGAGAAAAUGCAGCAGCUAUCAAGUCUUUUACAGAAAAAACUGUUGCUGGAGACUUAUUCAGUACUACUGUUGGACCAGGAGACCCUUAUCCGAUUGGAACUACUAUUGCGGAUCAAAUGGAUCUUCUUCAUGAGCAGACAAAAAUACUUCUUGGAGAAGUAGCAUUGCGUACCAGUUCAUUAAAUCGGCUUUCCGAACAAGCCGCUUGCAACCCUGAGGAUUUCCAUAUCAGAGAUCAAAUACAGAAAUUAGAAGAUGAAAUCAGCGAAAUUAAGGAUCAAAUACGUGUUCUCGAGCAACGAAUUAUUGAGAUUUUCGGAAUGACUCCCUAUGCCGCAGAUUCUCUUGGAAUGUCCCAGGUUCUGUCAAAGCUCACAAUGCAACUAAACGAGAAAAUCUUUGAACAUGAGAUCAAGUCUGCAGACAAUAGGAUACUUCAGGAGCAGUUGCAGAUGACUAAAUCAGAAAACGCUGAGAUGCAAGAGACAAUCAUUCUACUAAGACAACAACUAGAUUCGUUAGCCGAGAGACAAUCAACACAGCAAAUCGCAGGAGAUGAGUCAUCAGGGAAGAAUACUCACAACAGAAAUUGUGAGGAGUCAGAAAUAUACUCUGGAGCAGGAACACCGACCAGCGUGAUGAGUUUAAAUAGAGUAUUUGCUCAGGAAGAGACUAAAGAGAUCAACAACGAAACAGCUCUCAACUCUCAGGCAUUGGAAAUAGAGAAUCUGAAGAAGGAUAAGAUGAGAUUGAUUGAGGAAAAAGAUGAGCUUGGAAAACUUAACAAGAAACUCACCGAAGAAGCUUCUUAUGCUAAAGAAUUGGCGUCUGCAGCAGCAGUAGAACUCCAGAAUUUGGCUGAAGAAGUUACCAGACUCUGCAAUGAAAACGCAAAACUCAGCAGGUGAAAAAGUUUCAGGUCUCUCUGUUGUUGCUCGGAGACUCCAGAUUCAAGAUAAAUGCUGCAAAGUAAAUCAUCAUGAUUGACCUAUAAUGCAAAUCUCAGACUACUUGGAAGGUGUUGAUGUUGAUCCAUCAAAGGGAUCAAGAGAUCAUGAUGCUCCCAAAGGCAAUCCAGAAAAACUGGUUUGUAUUGCUUCGAUAGUAUUUUGAUUCUAACGUCUGAUGACAAACACAUGAUGUAAAUAAUUGAAUAUUCUCACAAAUUUGUUUUCUUGUUUGCAGUGACCACUAUUUUUGUAUGUUCGUCUUAGGUUGAAUCGAUGAUGUUGCAACAAGUUCCAUAGUUAGUUUUUCAGCUUAA